Molecule: messenger RNA, 1877 nt
Organism: Schizophyllum commune H4-8
Lineage: Eukaryota; Fungi; Basidiomycota; Agaricomycetes; Agaricales; Schizophyllaceae
Product: cobW-domain-containing protein
Exons: 8
Coding region: 48-1583 (511 amino acids)
Cellular component (GO): cytoplasm
Source: RefSeq, a predicted model, not a curated record
GCUCCUGACAUCCAUCUUACCAACUCUUCCCAGACGCGCAGAGAAAUAUGUUUGACGACGAGGACGAGAUACCCACGCUCAUUGAGCACGAAGUUCCCCCAGCACUUGAUGACCCAAGUGCUUUAGCCAGCAAGAGGGUGCCUCUCACCAUAAUAUGCGGGUUCCUCGGUGCAGGCAAAUCCACACUCCUCAAACGGAUCCUCACCGAAAAGCACGGCUAUCGCAUCGCCGUCAUCAUGAACGAAUUCGGUGACACCGCGGAUAUUGAAGCCAAAGCCAUCAACGUGUCCUCACCUGAUGAUCCGGCCGCGCAGUCAGAGGAGUUCCUCGAGCUCGCGAACGGCUGCCUGUGCUGCAGCAUCAAGGAUGCGGGUUUGGCGGCAAUCGAGAAGCUCAUGGAGCGCAAGGGCGCCUUCGACCAUAUCUUGCUUGAGACGACGGGGCUCGCGGAUCCAGGCCCCAUCGCAAGCAUGAUCUGGCAUAAUGAGGAGUAUGCGCUCGGAUUGGGCAAGGAUAUCGCUUUGGACGGCGUUAUCUGCGUCGUCGAUGCGGUCUUUGGCAAGCAGCAAAUGGAAGAGGAUUCUUCGUCAGACGAUUCCGAGGUCGGCGAGAGUCUUCGUCAAAUCGCCGGCUCCGACAUUAUUUUGCUGAACAAGGUUGAUCUUGUAUCGCCUGACACCCUCGCUGCCACGGAGGACCUCAUUACGAAGGUGAACCCCGGCGCGCCCGUGUACCGCACCGUGCGCGGUCAGAUCGACCUCGGCAAGCUCAUGGGGAUCAGAGCGUACGGUUCAGCGCCGGUAAUUGCUGAAGAUGACGGUGACGACGGAUCUACUCCCGCGUCGAAGGCAAACGACCCUAUAACGCACACGGGUUCAGUAGCGCACUCCGGCGCAGCGCGCGAACACGAACACGGCCCGGACUGCAGCCACGAUCACGAUCCCAGCACCCCUCAUGCUCACAGGCAACCGCACAGCACGCACUACGAGGUGCGCGGCAUAUCGAGCUUGCGCGUGAACGUGCCGCCCUUGACGCCGGACGCGCUCGGCGAGCUGGAUGGGUGGGUGCGCGAGGUGCUGUGGGAGGGGCGGCUGCCGGAGUUGUCGAAGGACACCCCGCCGGAAACGUCGAAGGACACCCUGUCGGAGUUGCCGAAGGACACCCUGACGGAGUUAUCGAAGCAGGGACGGUUGGCGGGGGAGGGGGCGGCGUCGACAGGAGCGGCGGUCGCGGACCCAUCCCUGUCUGCCGCCCCGAAGGAGGGUUCGCCAUCGAAGCAAGAAGGCUCAUCGCCGAAGAAAGAAGCCGCGACAGACCCAGUACAGAAGAGAGAUCCCCUCCUCGUCCUGCGCUGCAAGGGCCUCUUCGUCACGACGACUGGCGAGCGGUACGUCCUGCAGGGCGUGCGGAACAUGUAUGAUCUGUUCAAGGCGGAGGAUAAUGGACCCAAGGCAGAUGAUGAUGUUUCCGGUGUGCCCAAAGAGGGCAAGCUCGUCUUGAUCGGCAAGGGUUUGGGCGAAGAUGUACGGAGGAGCUUGGAGAGGUUGUUCUGGGGAGGGAAGGAGGCGAAGGAGCUGAGUUGAACGCGUAUCAUCAAUGCGGCGCUGACACUGGCUCGACAUGCGAAAUGAUUCUCCCUUGGCUUGUACCGCUAAGGUGUGCUGCAAUGCUCAAGACUAGUAUGAAACAUCCGUCCUUCCAUCCUGGUCCAGUCUGCGUACAAUACGAAUUCAUCGAUCGCGGCCCGACGUCGUGCUUGCGCCCUUGCUUUUGUGGUAGAUCAGCACCAACCGUGCUCGAAUAUUACCGCGAAGUACGUCGCAAUGCGUAAGCUCUAUUCAAGAACUUGCGCCGAAAGUUUGUUUCUUGAGCUGAGA